Molecule: messenger RNA, 1874 nt
Organism: Odobenus rosmarus divergens (Pacific walrus)
Lineage: Eukaryota; Metazoa; Chordata; Mammalia; Carnivora; Odobenidae
Gene: SOCS4
Product: suppressor of cytokine signaling 4
Exons: 2
Coding region: 330-1652 (440 amino acids)
Biological process (GO): phosphatidylinositol phosphate biosynthetic process; negative regulation of epidermal growth factor-activated receptor activity; intracellular signal transduction
Cellular component (GO): phosphatidylinositol 3-kinase complex
Molecular function (GO): 1-phosphatidylinositol-3-kinase regulator activity
Source: RefSeq, a predicted model, not a curated record
GAACACGGAAGUGAUGGCAGCGCCUUGGGAGCAGGUGGAGGCGGUGACCGCAACGUGUGAGACAGGAACUCAACGCCGACGGGUGGGGGCUUGCAGAAAGGCGUCCGCCCUUUAAGAUCUACACGAGGUGCAGGAGUGGCUGGGCCUCCCUUCUCCACCUUAGCGAGCACUCAGAGUGAUGGCGAUGGUGAUGGCGGCAGUUACUCGGACAGCCCCAGUUAAGCUGCGCUCUGAGAGAGACAUCCAGAGAGUGCCCAGAAGAAACUUCCUGCUGGAAAAACUGAAAAAGCAGUAUUUAUAACACUGGAAUUUGUGGAUAAUUUGUUAAAAUGGCAGAAAAUAGUGAAAGUAUUAGCAAAAAUGUAGAUGUAAGGCCCAAAACUAGUCGAAGUAGAAGUGCUGACAGGAAGGACGGUUAUGUGUGGAGUGGAAAGAAAUUAUCUUGGUCAAAAAAGAGUGAAAGUUGUUCAGAUGCUGAAACAGUGAAUGCUGUAGAGAAAACCGAAGUUCCUUUAAGGAGCCAAGAAAGGAAGCACAGCUGUUCAUCCAUCGAGUUGGAUUUAGAUCAUUCCUGUGGGCAUAGAUUUUUAGGCCGAUCUCUUAAACAGAAACUGCAAGAUGCUGUGGGGCAGUGUUUUCCAAUAAAGAAUUGUAGUGGUCGGCACUCUUCGGGGCUUCCAUCUAAAAGGAAAAUUCAUAUCAGUGAACUCAUGUUAGAUAAGUGUCCUUUCCCACCUCGAUCAGAUUUAGCCUUUAGGUGGCAUUUUAUUAAACGACACACUGCUCCUAUAAAUCCCAAAUCCAAUGAAUGGGUAAACACAGACUUGUCUCAGAGUGAAAUGAGGGAUGGUCAGCUAAAACAAAGAAGAAACGUGGAAGAAGAGGUAAACUGCUUCUCACAUACCAAUGUUCAGCCCUGUGUCAUAACCACCAACAGUGCUUCAUGUAGAGGUGGUCCUGUGACCGGCUCUGUGAUGAACCUGGUUUCAAAUAACAGUAUAGAAGAUAGUGAUAUGGAUUCAGAUGACGAAAUUAUAACACUUUGCACAAGUUCCAGGAAAAGAAACAAACCCAAAUGGGAAAUGGAUGAAGAAAUCCUGCAGUUGGAAACACCUCCUAAAUACCAUACCCAGAUUGAUUAUGUCCACUGUCUUGUACCAGACCUCCUUCAGAUCAAUAACAAUCCAUGUUACUGGGGAGUUAUGGAUAAAUAUGCAGCUGAAGCUCUACUAGAGGGAAAACCAGAGGGUACCUUUUUACUUCGAGACUCAGCACAGGAAGACUAUUUAUUCUCAGUUAGUUUUAGACGCUAUAGUCGUUCUCUUCAUGCUAGAAUUGAACAGUGGAAUCACAACUUUAGCUUUGAUGCACAUGAUCCUUGUGUCUUCCAUUCUCCUGACAUUACUGGGCUCCUAGAACAUUAUAAGGACCCGAGUGCCUGUAUGUUCUUCGAACCACUUUUAUCCACUCCUUUAAUUCGGACUUUCCCCUUUUCCUUACAGCAUAUAUGCAGAACAGUUAUUUGUAACUGUACAACUUAUGAUGGCAUUGAUGCCCUUCCAAUUCCUUCUUCUAUGAAAUUAUAUCUGAAGGAAUAUCACUAUAAAUCAAAAGUUAGAGUACUCAGGAUUGAUGCACCAGAACAAUGCUAGGGAAGGUGUGGGAAUAUGGGACUGAUUAUAUACAUAUUUUCAUUUAAUAUUUUAUUUUUCUUAUGUCACUUUGAAUUUUUCUACAAGGGCAGUUGAAAUAAAUCUCUGCCCUAAAUUUUACUUCCAGAUCAGUUUAUUUUUCUUAUGAUAAACUAAUUGUUUAAAGUUACACACUAGGGGUUAAUGAAUAUUUUUGACCAGGUGUUUGGUUUUUGUUUUUAC